Messenger RNA from Manihot esculenta (cassava), 2600 nucleotides. RefSeq lists its product as uncharacterized. Gene Ontology annotation, cellular component: intracellular membrane-bounded organelle. The record is from RefSeq and is a predicted model, not a curated record. The transcript has 3 exons. The coding region runs from base 1184 to 2350 and encodes 388 amino acids. Lineage: Eukaryota; Viridiplantae; Streptophyta; Magnoliopsida; Malpighiales; Euphorbiaceae.
AAGAACUUAGUUUGAAGUUUCUUUCUCAAUCUAUACCAACAGAAUACUUCUUCAGGCUUCACUGUGCUUCCCUCACUUGCUUACCCAGUUUUACCUAGAAGAGUUCAAUUUGUCUUUUACACAAAAUGAUGUUCUUGCGGCUCUUUCUUCUAUGGCUCCAUUUAAGGCACCAGAUAAUAUUACUAGUUUUGUCCUCAACCUUUUACAAGGGGCUCUUAGUCCGGCCAAAUCUAAUGAAACUCUCCUGAUCUUGAUUCCGAAAGUCUUUAGCCGGAGUUUGCGUUUCGAUUUCCAUCCAUAAGUCUUUGUAAUGUCCUAAAGAUGAUUAUUAAGACUAUCGUUAAGAGUAUUAAGAGUAAUUUGGAUUUUUUGUGGAUUUAGAAAAAAGUAGUUUUUUAUUAGGAAGGCAGGUUGCGGGUAACAUAAUUGUUUAUGAGGAAGCUCAUGUCUAAUCUUAAUGGCUCAAAGGGUUAUAUGGCCAUCAAGAUAGACUUAGAAAAGGCAUAUAACAUACUUAAUGGAAAUUUAUCAAAUGGGUGCUUGAAGUGGCGGGUUAUCCUAAUACUUUGAUCUCCAUCAUAAUCUAAUGUGUCGGGUCUUCUUCUUAUCUCUCAUCUUUCAUCUUAGUCCGUUGCGUGUGCAUUAUUUUAAAAUUUAUUAGACUGAGUUUGAGAGAAAUUUUUUUUAUAUGUUUUGAGAUUUAUUUCAUAAUUUUGAGAAUUUUAUUAAGUUGGAUUAUUAUUUUUUUUCACUUUGAUAUAUUUGUAUGCUAUUAAUUUGUUGAUUUGCGCAUCUAUCUUAAAUAUUUGAUUGGAAUUGUUAAUUAAUCAAUCUGUUGGGAAGUGAAAGUAAUCUAAGCAAGAAAAGCAAAACCUUUGAAUCGAACCGAUUCCAUAGACUGAACUUUUUCAAUUCUAUUCUCCUUAUAUUUCGGUUCAAUUCCGCCCAUUGCACAACGCUUGACGUGAGACCGUGAGGAAAAAGCCAGCGAUGGAAGCGUUGCCUUCUCCCCCAAGACCUCCACAUGAUGAAGUGCACGGUGCGUUGUUGAAGCUUGAUUCCCUUCCGAGGUAACCCAUUUGUCAUCUAAUUAUCAUUGAAUUCUUCAUCUUUCUUUUUCACAUAAAAAUCUCCUAUUAUUAUGAGCUUGUGCGAUUUGUGAAUCUAAAUCAUUAAAGCAGCAAUGUCAAAGCCUUCCCCAAGAAUCGUCCAUAGACUCCUCAGAUUUCGCUACUGCCUACAUGUCUCUAGCUCAAAACCCUCAUGUCCGAGCACUUCCUCUGUCGCCUCUAGGAUUCGCAGUUCACUUCCAAGACCUUACUCAAAUGGGUUCUCCAAUUCCACACUUUUAAACACUCAAAUCCCCUCUAGGUCGUCUUUUUCUUCAACUCCUACUUCAAAUGGGGGUUUAUCCCAGGUUCUCUCGUGGGCAAAGCCCCACUUCUCUUUUUCAUUCAGGACUUCCCAUGCUUUUGCUAAACAGAGUUGUUUCUACGGAGUGAGACAGUUUUCUUUCAAAACUUCUUCGAAUUUUGGCAAAACUGCCAAUGGGAAUUUUGCAAAGAAGGUGUUUGAGAAGCCUGCUACGGCAGUUAGCGCUGCCAUUUCGAGGUACCGCGACGCUAUAGGAUUGCAAAUUGAUGCCUUUUGGAAGAGGAAUUUGCUCAUCCUGCUUGGCGCCGGAGGGGUUGUGCUGUGUGCUUUGCUUUGGAGGGUUAUGUUUGGUAUUGCCAAUACUUUUAUUGGCCUUUCUGAAGGCAUGGCCAAAUAUGGGUUCCUUGCUCUUUCUUCAGCCAUAGUUGCUUUUGCAGGCCUGUAUAUCCGCUCUAGAAUCACAAUCAAUCCUGAUAGAGUUUAUAGAAUGGCUAUGAGGAAGCUUAAUACUUCUGCUGGAAUUCUUGAGGUUAUGGGCGCUCCCCUCACAGGAACAGAGCUUAGAGCCUAUGUGAUGUCAGGAGGUGGGAUUACACUGAAGAACUUCAAGCCAAGGCUUAGGAGCAAGAGGUGUUUUCUCAUCUUCCCAAUACGAGGUUCCGAAAAGAAGGGACUAGUCAGUGUUGAAAUUAAGAAGAAAAAGGGCCAGUAUGAUAUGAAGCUAUUGGCUGUUGACAUUCCCAUGGCGACAGGACCUGACCAGAGAUUGUUUCUGAUUGGAGAUGAGGAUGAGUAUAAGGUUGGUGGUGGACUAAUAGCUGAGCUGAGAGAUCCUGUUGUGAAAGCAAUGGCAGCCAGCAAGGAAUUUGAUGAUCUUGAUCGAAUUGAGGAAGAGGAGGAUGCUGCAAGAGAACUUCAGGAAGCAGAAAGAAAGCACCGUGAGGAGAUUGAAAAACUUGAGAGAGAUGGUUCAUAGUACUCGUUUUUGCCCAAACUUUCCCUCCAUUCUUUUCCUUUUCUUUUGCUGGAUAAUUUUGGCUAGAUGCCUGAGGCUUGAUACAGAUGAGUCUUUCGUUUGUAUCAGAGAUCUAAUUCUCUAGUGCUUUUUUCUUUAACCUGCUAAAUAACAUGUUCAGAAAUUUUAAAGUUGAGAGAUCUAAUCAAGGCAAUAAAGUAUGCAACUGGGGUACUGUGCUUCGCUAGUAAUGCAAUUUUUUGUUGAUUCA